Ceratina calcarata is the source of this 3427-nucleotide messenger RNA. RefSeq lists its product as uncharacterized. Lineage: Eukaryota; Metazoa; Arthropoda; Insecta; Hymenoptera; Apidae. The record is from RefSeq and is a predicted model, not a curated record.
CGUUUUUCUAAGGUACAUAAACGUUUGGAAUUGACUGUAUAGCCAAUACAUCCUUAAGUGUAACUAAAUGUCCAAUUCUGGAUUGUAAUAGUGCGUAAUCAUGGAGCUACGCGUGGCUAUGACCGAAGGUUUGCGCAAUGCUUACAGGGAUGUGUAAUAUUAAAUUUUACUGGAGGGUACUUCAACGAAACAUGCUAUAUCGCCACGAGACUUUCUCCUUCGCGAAUCCUAACACAAAGAUCCGAAAACAACACGAAAAGUCUGAUACUUCAAUUCUUCAUUCAUAUUGCCACAUAUAAAAUGUGUUACCACUUUUAUGAAUUUCACCCGAGAAUCGAAGAAUAUAAAAACCAGAUCAUAGAAAUUUUUCAUACGCAGACCGGUAAUAUGUUUCUAAACCAAUUUGUUAAAAGCGGAACGGCGAGUUUACGAGGCUGAGAACUCAGCGAAAUCGCUCGGACAUUUUACGAGCAGCCGGUUUAGAAUUGAAAAAGUCUGAAAGCGUCCGAAAUAAAUUUGAAAAUUCGUCCGGCCGUACCAAUUGUUAAGAGGCAGAGGAGCUUUUCCAUCCGGAUUGCCAUAUCGAUCUCCUAAAUUUUACUCUCGAGUCUUUCGAAUUCGGUCACAUCUAACACUGUCCGUUGCGUAACGCAAUUCUCUGCCUUGAUAAAUGUUCAAACUCUUGGGAACAUAGAAAACCGCGAUAAAAAUGAUGUAUCGACCUCGUAAAUAUUUUAAUGAAAACGAACGUUCACGCGCCAAUCUUGGGAAAAUAGUUGAUAUAAUAAUUGAGGAUGAGUUCGGUUUUGUAAUUGUUUCGAAUGCAUCUCACGUUUGCUGAUCCAGAAUCCUUUCAUAGACUUCCUUACAGCCGAGAAACGAAGUUUCGUUCUAUACAUUAGUUAAUUGCAAAAGAGAAAACGAAGCACAGUUUAUAAAAUCUUAUGUAAAAUCAUGUACAUAAAAAUGGACGUAAGUCUUGCAGGAUUUCAUAUUUUAAAUCGAUAUACCAAAUCAAACUCCCAUCCGCGAGACUAAAAAAUUAAUUAAUUGAAUAAUAACAUAAAAAUUGCGUAACGAUCGCUCGAUACGGAAAUGCAUCGGAGCUCCUUGUAAGGCCUCAAACUAAACAGCUGUAUUAACGUCAUUACGGCGGUACGUGAUUUGAAAGGAUGUCGCCUUUAGGAGAUAAACAUAUGUCACGGAAAAAUUGAACUAUCAAUCCUACUUCGUCCUAAAAAACCGAACCAAUGAGACGUUUUUAUCGUGAGCCACGCGGGAGGCUUAUUGCCGCGGGCAAUUACGGACUUAAUUAUCCGUUGCACAAUGCAACGGGGCACGCGGCUAAGUCACCGAUCCUGAGAUGCAUAGAUCAUUCCGGGAUUCGCCUUUACGCUUCGGAAACCUCCGACUUGGUAAACUUUAAACUUUUACGAGUAAAGUUCUUUAUUUCCCUUAGUUUUACGAAUUUAAAGACGAUCUAAUAAUCGACAAUUACAAUCCCUCUGCCAAAAACCAUCUCCCUAACUGAUUGAAUUAAAUUGACUCCAUGCUCUUAUUUGAAUAUUCCAUGCUAUGUAUUUUUACAAGUUUAAAGAGAUAAAUUGUUCCUUAAUUAAAAUGAUAGCAUUAACUGAAGAGACAAAAUUGUAAUCUCAAAUUGCGGAAAUAAUCGAUUUCUUUUUAAUUAAUAAUUAGCGAGCACGCGUUGCGCGGGUUAAAGCAAAGUGAAAAAUUGUUUUUUUUUCUGGUCCCGUUGAUAGUACAAUUAUAGUCGGCAGAGCGAUGCCACGCUCUUUCUACAUGCCGGCUAGGAAAGGGGGUACAAUACCUAUAUAAAGCUUGAAUGAAGAUGCUCCCAGCUAUUCACUCUCACCUUUCUCACAAAACUGCCCACGACGCGAAUCUUCACGCGGACGAGUCGCGAGGGAAGAUCGGAUACGUGUUGUUCGUCUCCCGUCGACGAAGGAUUUCGCUCCGAGGUGGAGAAAUGAAGGAAAUCGCGACGUUCCUGAUCGUGGCCGGUCUGGGCAUAGCUAUAAGCCAGGAGUACAACGGGGGACAUGCCUUGUUCGUCAGAACGCCGGCGGCGCACUCGAGAAUCCAGCGAGCUGCACCCGCGUCGGCCGCAGAAGUGAUGGCGCAAAAUAUCCUAGAGUGGAUUCAGGGCAUCUACCGACAGGGCGCACGUAAACCUCGACAGCAGUCAGAUACAACAGGCUAUCUACCGCCGUACAGCACUCAGAGACCACCGGAACGACCUCGUCCAUUCCAACCUCCGCCUUCCCAACAACCGAGCUACUCACCCUCUCAGAACGAAGUGACGAAUUUCCCCUUCCAGAGACCUUCGAGUGGUUUCUCACCGCCGAAUCAGUCUCCAACGUUCUCUACUCAGAAACCAACUUAUAUUCCACCAAACAGUCAAUCGUCUUACGGACCAUCGUCUUACAACCCUCGGCCAACUACAACUUCUUACCCAAGUUCCGGCUCCUCGGUUUUUCCGCCGUUUAGUUCGACCUCAAGACCGAGCUCCACCACUCAGACCGGAUUUUCCGCUACGGGUGGAUACUCGACUAAUUAUAAUUACGCUAGUACCGGUGCUACUAAUCAAUAUUCGACUCCCGGUGGAUUUUCUACUUAUGGUUACCCGAGCUCGAGGCCCAGUUCUACUUAUGUCCCAUCGUCCCCGUCUUAUCCUACGCCUUCUUACGGUUACCCGUCCGGGAGACCUACAGACCAGGGAUACCCUGCCGUUACUCCCAUCGAUACCAGUGGAGGAGUCAGCGGCUCUGGAGCCGUUGAAACUUCUGCAGGAACCGGUUCUUUCACCGGGGAAGGUACCGAAACGGGAGCAGAUGAUGACUCGAAACACCCCCCGCACAUUCACGCUCUCGACGUCCAGUGCAGUAAAACUAUGAUGACCAUCAACAUCGAGUUCAAUCGCGUAUUCGACGGAGUUAUCUAUUCCAAGGGAUUCUACAUGAACCCAGAAUGCAGAUACGUGGGACAAAACUCGGGACAGACUAAAUAUUCGUUUACAGUGAGCUUGAACUCAUGUGGUACGCAAUUCAUUAAUGAUUUUGGAGGCGAGGCUGGUCAAGCUUAUUUGGAGAACGUGCUAGUUCUACAGAACGAACCAGGUAUACAAGAAGUUUGGGACACGGUACGUCGAGUUCGUUGCCUGUGGGAAGGCAACAUUAACAAAGCCCUAUCAGUGAACUUCUCUGUAGAUAUGUUGAAUCAAGAAAUAGUAACCUUCAGCGGUGAUACCGCAGUAGCUAAAUUGGAUAUACAAGUGGGAAGAGGACCAUUUGCCCCAGCCGCUGACGGACUUGUUAAGAUCGGAGAAACCAUGACUUUAGUCGUCUCCGUGGAAGGAGAUCCUGGAUUCGAUCUUCAGGUAUUUAAUAGAAUAUUAAAAUAAAUC